GGCCCCUUAGUCAUCCCGUCAUUAAAACACUGAACGGGAUAUCUGGAACACCUCAAAAAGUCCACAGGGGAUUGUUAUCGGAAUGGCAAAAUUCCAUAUUUUCCUUGGAUAUAUCGUAUUAAUAAUGCCGCACAGUGUGAGCUGGGGAAAUCUAUAUGCCAGUAGGAAUGUUAAAGAGUUGGAAAAUAUGAAGGACCUGAUCCAGCGGCUCGAGGACAAGUUGACGGUUAACGAGGAAAAUGACGUUUAUCCGUCAGAGUCUGAGGACGUGGUCGCAGCCCAUAUGGAGGACAUUGAGAACUCGCCCGCGGCGAUCCGGGGGCAGAAGGAGAGAAUGGUAAUCAACGCAUCCAAAAUAAUUGCCCCCGAAAGCCCUGUGGUGUCACGCCUGAAAGAUCUAAUCGGUUUGAGGACGGCCAAAUCGUUCAACAGCUAUUUCCGUAACCGGAUUGAGAGAAUCGGCUCGUGGAGCGGACUGGGGUGCAAUAACGUCAAGACUGGUAACAAGAAGAGAAUAUCUGGGAACUGAAGAACAACGUAGGCCUACCCAUUCAUGGACGUCAAAAAAACUGCGUAAUGUCUGACCUCUGUGGAACCUUCCCUGGCAUUCUGGGGAAUGCAUUUUUCCCCCUUCAAACAAUAGUCCUAAACUGAGAAAUAUAUAUUUCAUAAACGAAUUUAUACUAAAUAAUUUCGAUGUUAAAACAUGCUAAAUUAAAUCUCUUAAUUCCCGUG
This is a messenger RNA of Oncorhynchus gorbuscha (pink salmon), 735 nucleotides long. RefSeq names its product ventricular natriuretic peptide-like. Gene Ontology annotation, cellular component: cytoplasm; nucleus. Gene Ontology annotation, molecular function: hormone receptor binding; hormone activity. NCBI's taxonomy places the organism in Eukaryota, Metazoa, Chordata, Actinopteri, Salmoniformes, Salmonidae. The coding region runs from base 83 to 529 and encodes 148 amino acids. The record is from RefSeq and is a predicted model, not a curated record. The transcript is spliced from 3 exons. Gene Ontology annotation, biological process: neuropeptide signaling pathway; negative regulation of systemic arterial blood pressure; cGMP biosynthetic process.